Laetiporus sulphureus 93-53 is the source of this 963-nucleotide messenger RNA. RefSeq lists its product as uncharacterized. The transcript has 2 exons. NCBI's taxonomy places the organism in Eukaryota, Fungi, Basidiomycota, Agaricomycetes, Polyporales, Laetiporaceae. The record is from RefSeq and is a predicted model, not a curated record. Bases 1 to 963 code for a protein of 320 amino acids.
AUGUCAAGAGAUGUCCGUACAUUCACGAACGUUGACUGGGAACCCGAAUUUGGCAAGGAGACGUGGGCAUUUAUGCCAUACACGCGCAAAGACUUCAUCCGUCUCGAAGGCUCCACCAUCCCCAUCAUCGGUAAACUCUUCUACCGCGCCCCUGGCGGGCAUCUGCUCAAGGUCGGCGGCGACGAGGGUGAAGCCCGAAUGACCGUCCUUGCACGUUAUGUCCUUGAGGGCAUCGUCAAAGUCGCGGAAGUGCAUGCCUUCAUUCAACUACCAAAGAACCAAAGUGCGGUCCUAAUGGAAUACCUGUGCGGAAUCCCUCUCAGCUCUGUGUGGAGCGAUCUCUCUGCCACACAGCGGAUAACCGUCAAAAAUCAGCUAUGUGAUAUUUUGCUUGCGAUGCGAAAGCCCUCAUUCAAGUACGCUGGUCGGCCGGGUCGCAGGCCCUACGUUCUCCUCAGCGAACUAAACCUCUCUACCUACGACUUCUGUUCUAAUGAGAAAGAGUGGAAUGGUUCACGGAAGCAAGCGAUUGUAGACAAUGUGGCGGACAUGCACCGCGCGGACUUCUUGUGCAAGCAGCAAGGCGAGCUCGUCAAGACGGAUCGCUUCGUUCUCACACACGGGGACCUGGCUGAUCGUGGCAUCAUCGUGGAUACAGACACACUCAAUAUCGUCGGCCUUAUCGACUGGGAAAACGCAAUCGUAGCCCCAACCUAUUUCGAAUACGUCGCAGCUAGACUCUCGGGUGGACAUGAGCCAUAUUGGCAAUCAGAACUUUUGGAGGUCUUGGGGAAAGUGCUGGAAAAGGAAUGUGAAGAGACGAAGGCUAACGUGGAGGAAGAGAUGGCGCGCUGGAAGGCUCUCGUGGAUGUCGAGAGAUAUGCUCAGGGCUUGGAUGAUAACUGCGCGUGGACAUUUGAACCUAACGACUCUCCUCAAGCUGCGAUCGCAGGCCCAAAGUAG